Molecule: messenger RNA, 590 nt
Organism: Somion occarium
Lineage: Eukaryota; Fungi; Basidiomycota; Agaricomycetes; Polyporales; Cerrenaceae
Source: the annotation of a GenBank genome assembly
ACAGACGCGUUUCGAUCGCGUCGCGUCGCAAGUCUCCUCUAAGCCUCAAUUGUUUCACUUUCUCCUUGAGAUAAUCCGCACCUACUAGCCACCUACCGAAUCUUUGUCGACAUGAUAAUACCGGUCAACCUGCCUAUCGAACCCACAUCAUUCUCAACCGUGACUUUCCCUCCUGCCCUCGCACAAUUUGGCUCGGAUGAAAUGGUUCUAAUAGAACUACAAGGCUCAUUAGAGGUGGAGGGGAACAACGUGGGUCAGACAGUUGGCAAGCUUAGCGUGGACAAUACGACGAAAAAACCAACUCUUCUCAUAGGAUACCAUUUACUUGAGGGCAAGCUUGUCAACCUCCCAAAACCGAUUGCAAUACUACACCGGCCACCACCGUUGGAAAGCUCAUCAGCCAAUGAUGAUUGCAUACCAGACGAUGGUGAGGACAAGACACCACCCACGAGCUGGGAUAUAGUUGCGGUGGUGAAAAGAAAAAUGGUUUUCGCGAAGAGGCCGAUGCCAAUGGUUGGAAAGGUUUCUGAUGUUGCAAGUGUCAGUCUUGGGAAGAACAUUGGAUGAUGCUAGUGUAUGUUGCAAGCAGC